Molecule: messenger RNA, 3330 nt
Organism: Vitis vinifera (wine grape)
Lineage: Eukaryota; Viridiplantae; Streptophyta; Magnoliopsida; Vitales; Vitaceae
Product: 26S rRNA (cytosine-C(5))-methyltransferase NOP2B
Exons: 18
Coding region: 945-2846 (633 amino acids)
Biological process (GO): rRNA base methylation; maturation of LSU-rRNA
Cellular component (GO): nucleolus
Molecular function (GO): RNA binding; rRNA (cytosine-C5-)-methyltransferase activity
Source: RefSeq, a predicted model, not a curated record
AGGCACCCGCUCCUCUCUCGGGCAUCAAGAACCCUCCAACGAGAGAAUCCCUAAAAAGGCUCUAUUUUCCUCUGCCACUUUUUUGAAGGGUCCUCCAACGAGAGAAUCCCUAAAGAGGCUCUAUUUUCCUCUGCCACUCUCAAUCCUCGCAGGUACUAAUCUAGUCAUGUUAUUAUUUUAUUUUUUUGGCGACCCCCGUUUGAUUCCCGAGAAAAUCCAUCCCCCAUUCGAUUUCCGGGAAAAUUCAUCCUCGUUUGAUUUCCGAGAAAAUCCAUGCAAAACCCCCAAGGAAAACCGAAAAACUUGCUUUUUUUUGGCUCCCUGUGUUUUCUGGAUCUGUUCUACCCCCUCUUUGCUUUUGUGCCAUUCGAUUUAAAUUUCACGAACCCUAAAUCCACGAUUUUUGAGCCAGGCGGAAAAACACAACCUUUGCCUGCAAAUCAUGAUCAGAUUACCAGAUAGCAUCUUAUGCUUUUUUUUUUAAAAAGUUGGACAGAUUUUGUAUCCGUGCGUGGGCUGGACUGGUAGGAAAUAUCGGGAAAUUUCCCGAAAAAUCGGUAAAAUACCGACAAAUACCGAAAUAUCGGAGAUAUUUUCGAAAAUGACCGAAAUCUCCGUCGGCCGAUAAUCGGUGACGAAUAUUGUGUCGGAGCCGGCCGAUAAGAGAUAUUUCUCCGAGAUAUCGCCGAAAUUUUUCGACAUUUCAAUCCUUGCUUCCCCCACCCCUUCCAGACCAGAUCCAUUCAGUUGGGCCGAGGUUAAGGCCAGCCCAAACAUAGAUUAAGCCCAACUUAACCAGACCACGGCCCUAGAUUUGGGUUAGGGUUUAUCUCGCAUAAUAUCCUGGCCGAUCACCCUGAACGAAGAAGAAGCGAGCAUAAACCCUAGCUGUGACCUCCUACUAUUCUUUACAACUAGGCGCGUGGACUAGGGUCACUGUUAUAAUGGCCCCUGCAGCCCUUAAUAAGAAAAAGGUCACAAAAUCACAAAAACCUCCAGCUCAAAAGAAGCAAAAGAAGGAAGUUUUCACUGCUAAGCCUCCAAAGAAACACGACAUUUCUGAUGAUUCUGAUAGCCCAACUGAAGAAAUAGUAGAUCAUGAAGGACUUUUUGAAGAAGAAAAUGAAGAAGAUGGGUUUGAUUCUCAUUCUGAAGCUUCUUCUGAUGGAGAUGAUCCAUUCACUGAUGAUUUCCUCCAAGGAGGUGAUGAUGAAGAGGAAGGUUCAGGUUCAGGUUCAGGUUCAGAUUCAGAUUCAGAUUCAGAUUCAGAUGAAUCUGAUAUUGAGAAGAAGUCAAGAGCUAUUGAUGAAGAAAGGGCAAGGGAAGAAGAAGAAGCAGGGGCUGAAAUGCAGCUCAACAUUAAAGAAGAAUCUGACGAGUUCAGAUUGCCAACCAAAGAGGAGCUUCAAGAAGAGGCACGCCAACCCCCUGAUCUCCCAAAUCUUCAGCGGAGGAUAAAAGAAAUUGUUCGAGUACUGUCAAAUUUUAACUCUUUGAGGCAAGAGGGGGCUCAACGGAAGGAUUAUGUUGAGCAGCUCAGGGUCGAUUUAGGUUCAUACUAUGGUUACAACGAAUUCCUCAUUGGGGUUUUGGUGGAGAUGUUUCCUGUUGUUGAACUUAUGGAACUUAUUGAAGCUUUUGAAAAACCUCGACCUAUUUGUCUACGGACGAAUACCUUGAAGACACGUAGAAGGGAUUUGGCUGAUGUUCUGUUGAACAGAGGGGUAAAUUUAGAUCCCUUGAGCAAGUGGUCAAAAGUUGGUUUGGUCGUGUAUGACUCACAAGUGCCAAUUGGUGCCACUCCUGAAUAUAUGGCUGGUUUUUACAUGCUGCAAAGUGCAAGCUCAUUUUUGCCUGUGAUGGCUCUUGCCCCUCAAGAAAAGGAACGGAUUGUUGAUAUGGCGGCUGCACCUGGUGGGAAGACAACCUACAUUGCUGCUCUUAUGAAAAACAGCGGGAUGAUCUUCGCAAAUGAGAUGAAGGAGCCAAGGCUCAAGUCACUCACCGCAAAUUUACAUCGUAUGGGUGUCACGAAUACUGUGGUCUGUAACUACGAUGGAAAAGAGCUGCCCAAGGUAUUGGGUCACAAUACAGUUGAUAGAGUGUUAUUGGAUGCCCCUUGCAGCGGGACUGGGGUUAUAUCAAAAGAUGAAUCCGUCAAAACUUCUAAAAGCUUGGAAGAUAUACAGAAAUGUGCUCAUUUACAGAAGCAACUAAUACUUGCUGCCAUUGACAUGGUGGAUGCCAAUUCAAAAUCUGGGGGAUAUAUUGUCUAUUCCACGUGCUCGAUAAUGAUUCCUGAGAAUGAAGCAGUUAUAGAUUAUGCACUGAAGAAGAGGAAUGUAAAACUUGUACCAUGUGGACUUGAUUUUGGGCGUCCUGGGUUUACACGGUUUAGGGAACAUCGGUUUCAUCAAUCAUUAGAAAAGACUAGGCGUUUCUAUCCCCAUGUUCACAACAUGGAUGGAUUUUUUGUGGCAAAGUUGAAGAAAAUGAGCAACUCUAAGCCAAAUCCAACACCGUCAGAACCAUCAGAAGUGGAGGAGCAAGCUCCUGAGGAAAAUGACAGUGACAGCGAAUUGAACAUGGGAGAAAAAACUCAACAGCAUCCGGGUAAAAGAGGGACAAAAAAGGAAAAAACUCAACAGCAUCCGGGUAAAAGAGGGACAAAAAAGGAAAAUGGGGGUUUGAAGAAUGCAGCUCCUGAAAAUGGGAAAAAAGAAUCCCCAUCCACCACCACAAAGAGGAAGAAGAGGAAAUUCCCUUCCAGAGAAGAAAUCUCAAAAGCCAGAGAAGAGAAGAGAAAAACUAUGAGGGAAAAGAAGGGUGCAAGCAAAAGGAGUUGAAGUUAUUACUCAUAUGACAGCAGCAGCAGCAGAACAUAAAGAGCCAAGUAUUAAGCAGACAAUAUUUUUGGGGUGUAUUCAGGGCUAAGUCAGGCAUGCGAGAAGAGGAUUCAACCAAGAAGCAAAGAAGUAGAGCAGCUUCUAACAGUGUGAUGGAACAGACAGCUACAUUUUGGUUUUGAAGGAGAAGACUUAAAAGUUAACUUGGCCUUAUGGGGCAGCCCCAGUCCCAAAAUUUUUGUUUUCCUUUUUAUUAUUGUUUGUGUUGUAUUAGUCUUUCAGUUGUUUGGGCAGAAUUGUACGCAUCCACUUUAUGAUAAAAGCAUAUAGUUUAUCUAUAGGCAGUCUUAAGUACCACCCUUUCCUGCAUGCAUUUUUCAAAAUGCAAUUUAUGUCCUUUUUUUUUUCUUUUUAAAUAUGAAUAUGAAAAUGAAAGAGGACAUAUGAAAGCAUCCACAUUGCCCUCUUCUUCAAUUUUCACAUA